AUGAUUCAUCGGGAUGUUAAAUCAAACAAUAUAUUGCUGGAUGCCAACCUAGAUGCAAGGAUUGCUGAUUUUGGGGUGGCUAAGAUGAUGAUCAAGAACAACAAAACUGUGUAUGAUUGCCGGUUCUCAUGGUUACAUAGCUCCUGUAAUACUUCAGAGAUGAACGAUUUGAAAGCUGGGGCGGAGCUGCUUGAUAUUAUUCUUUCAAAGGUUCUUUUGGAAUUUGUGGAAAUAAAGAAUGUACCAGAGGGUGAAAAAGGAAACCUCCGUGUCUCAUUUAGUAAGAAACAACCUGAUAUACUUUUUAACGCCAAGAAAACAAUGAGUAUAUUAUCCGAGUCUGGAGAAAAACAGGCUGCUGGUGAUGAGCUGAUGUUGUGUUUUGAUUGUGCUCAUUGA
This is a messenger RNA of Spinacia oleracea (spinach), 399 nucleotides long. Its product is annotated as proline-rich receptor-like protein kinase PERK4. Gene Ontology annotation, molecular function: ATP binding; protein kinase activity. Gene Ontology annotation, biological process: protein phosphorylation. The record is from RefSeq and is a predicted model, not a curated record. The transcript has 4 exons. The coding region runs from base 1 to 399 and encodes 132 amino acids. NCBI's taxonomy places the organism in Eukaryota, Viridiplantae, Streptophyta, Magnoliopsida, Caryophyllales, Amaranthaceae.